Messenger RNA from Manihot esculenta (cassava), 1375 nucleotides. Its product is annotated as transcription factor MYB93. The transcript has 3 exons. Bases 106 to 1131 code for a protein of 341 amino acids. NCBI's taxonomy places the organism in Eukaryota, Viridiplantae, Streptophyta, Magnoliopsida, Malpighiales, Euphorbiaceae. The record is from RefSeq and is a predicted model, not a curated record.
CAUUUCUUCUCUAAGAUUCUUAGCAUUUCAAAGAGUUCUUAGAGAGCAGAGAGGGAAGCAAGAAAAAAAAAUUGCAGCAAAGAGAGAGACUAGAAGAAAUUUGAGAUGGGGAGAUCUCCUUGUUGCGAUGAGAAUGGCCUCAAGAAAGGACCCUGGACCCCUGAAGAAGAUCAAAAACUUGUUGACUACAUCCAAAAACAUGGACAUAGAAGUUGGCGAGCUCUCCCAAAGCUUGCAGGCCUUAACAGAUGCGGCAAGAGCUGUAGGUUAAGGUGGACAAAUUACUUGAGGCCGGAUAUCAAGAGAGGAAAAUUUUCAGAAGAAGAAGAAAAAACAAUUCUAAAUCUCCAUUCCGUUCUUGGAAAUAAAUGGUCAGCUAUUGCAAGUCACCUCCCAGGCAGGACAGAUAAUGAGAUCAAGAAUUUUUGGAACACCCAUUUGAAGAAAAAGCUGAUUCAGAUGGGAUUUGAUCCAAUGACCCACCAACCAAGAACUGAUAUAUUUGCUAGCUUGCCUCAUCUGGUGGCCUUAUUGAAUCUGAAAGAUCUUUUGGACCGUCAUCCAUUAGAUGAACACGCCAUGAGAUUACAGGCGGAAGCUAUCCAGUUAGCUAAGCUUCAAUAUUUACGGUAUCUUCUCCAGUCAGCAACUUCAAUCACCUCCAACUCUUAUACCCAGAAUGGCACUACAGACAUGGAGAUUCUGAGUUUGUUAAGUCAAAUUCCUGUUAUGAAAGAAACACCAUUAUUAAAUUCAUCACAGCUAGAGAAUAUUAAUCCAGCAUCAUCUAAUCCCUUUGGAAUUGCUACCUCUCAACCACUUCACUAUUCAAAUCUAUUACCUCAAUUGUCUGACCCACAAGUCCCUUUCAACUGUCAACCAUCUUUGAAUAAUGAAAUGGGCCAAGCUGCCACCUUAAGUGCAAUGCUCAACGACGGUGAUAACAGUAACCCAUCUGAUUCUUCGUGGGUUCUCCGAUCUCCUACUCCUUCCAUUCCUCCAACUGUAACGGAUACAUCAAUAAGCAAUAAUCUAGGUGAUGCAAGUAGCACGUCUAGCUAUGGCGGAGGAACUUCUUCCUACUGGCCUGAAUUCUUCCUUGACGAUUCUAUUAUGCAUCAGAUUUCCUAGUUACUGUUUCAUUUCCUUGCGUUUGAGUCGUUGAUCCUUUGAAUAAUCAUAGAAUUUCUAAAUAUACAUGCACAUACACACAUACACAUGUGUAAAGACAUAUAUACAUAGUACGCAUGCAUCAAUUUAUGCUUGUACACAUAAUGUAUGGUCAUCAUGGAACUAGCUUGAAAAUUUUGUUCCAUUUAGUACAAGGUCUGUUGUGUUUCUAACAAGAACUAGCAAUAAAAGAAAACUUGAUGAA